Messenger RNA from Trichomonas vaginalis G3, 1158 nucleotides. Its product is annotated as protein serine/threonine kinase protein. The record is from RefSeq and is a predicted model, not a curated record. The coding region runs from base 1 to 1158 and encodes 385 amino acids. Gene Ontology annotation, biological process: protein phosphorylation; intracellular signal transduction. Lineage: Eukaryota; Parabasalia; Trichomonadida; Trichomonadidae. The transcript has a single exon. Gene Ontology annotation, molecular function: ATP binding; protein serine/threonine kinase activity. Gene Ontology annotation, cellular component: cytoplasm.
AUGUUUCAGCAAACGAAAACAAUUGGUGAAUAUACUCUCACAACUCCUACAAAUAAAGAUUACUAUAUAGAGUAUGAAGCCAAAAAAGUCAAUGGGCAAUCAUAUACUGCAAUGGAAGUCAUCAUUUCUCGUUUAUGUAAUUUUGAUUAUCCUCAAUUUCUUAAAAUUCGAAAUAUGAUUGAAAUUUUGGGAUCUCUAUCUCAUCCAUGCAUACACAGUUUAGCAAAUUAUAAAUUAGACGGUGAAAUCGCAUAUUUAUUUUUCGAAAAAAGCCAAGGAAAUGCAUUUACAUUAAUUCAAGAAAAAGGACAAUUACCAGAACCUGAAGCUGGUUUAAAAUUCUUAAGUGUUAUUGAUGCCGUUAAAUAUUUACACGAAAAUAAUAUAAUUCAUAAUGAUAUUAGGCCAGAAAACGUAAUUUAUAUUGACAGAGGAUUUAAACUAUCGAAUUUCAUGCAUGCUCAGUAUGUAGAUUUUGAUACAGUUACUAAAUCAUAUGGAACUUUAAAUUAUCAAGCUCCAGAAUUCUAUAUUGAUAGACAAACUCAAUAUCCUAAAGCUGCAGAUAUAUGGGCCAUGGGUUUGACUCUUCUAUUCAUUCUUACAGGCAAAGAUCCUUUUAUUAUUCCAGAUGAUCUCUCAUUAAAAGAAAAGAAGGAUUUUUUAACCCAGCAAAUUGUAGAAAGCAAAAUUAAGAUACCAGAAUAUCUCCAUCCCGCAGCAAAAAAUUUGAUUUCUAGAAUGCUCGAAUCAAACCCAACAAAACGAAUUACAGUUAACGAAUUGGAUAAGGAUCCUUGGAUCACAAGUUUAAGACUAGAAGAACGACGUAGAUUGAAAGCUGUUUCAGAAUCUCAUAAUUCUGACCUUUCAAGACCGAAAUCAGACACUUUUGGAUAUGUAACAUCCAAACAAUUAGCACCGUUCAAGGCAAAGAUGUUAGAAUUCUUUAUUUCUCUUGGAUUUAAGAUAAAAGAAAUUUCCAAUACAGAUUACAAUAUUGUUCAUCCAUUCCAUCGAACUGUAUUGACUCUUAAGCUAAUUGUUGACGGGAAUCAAAUUAAUGUUCAAUUGAACAAAUUAUUUUGUGAAAGUGAGAAUAUGUGGGAUAAAGUUACUGAUUUAUUUCCAGAAAGAGUGAUUAAUGCGCAAGACUAA